Molecule: messenger RNA, 2943 nt
Organism: Ascoidea rubescens DSM 1968
Lineage: Eukaryota; Fungi; Ascomycota; Saccharomycetes; Ascoideales; Ascoideaceae
Exons: 1
Coding region: 1-2943 (980 amino acids)
Molecular function (GO): protein binding
Source: RefSeq, a predicted model, not a curated record
AUGGUUGAAGAUCUGGGGUCCACCAAACAAUUAGUUCAGGCCUACUACAACGAAGGCAUUGUCCACUUCAAGAGCUGCAAUUUCAAAAAGGCCUUGAAACUCUUUGCUGUUUCCAUCUCCGUAAUCAAGUCCUUAUCCGAAGAAGAGAUUGUUGCAGUCAGAAGACAGUAUGGUUUGUCCACCACCGAGAACUCCUUUACUGUCUACAAUUACUCUCAAAACACCAAUCUUUCCAAGCAAAACAAUAACAAUAACAACAUCAAUAUCAAAAACUUGACAACGACAAAGAUCACCUUCCAACUAGUUCAUCCCAAAUUAUCAAAUCUAUAUUACUACAAGAGCUCCACUUAUCAAAAACUCGGCCAUAUUGACAAAUCGAUUAACGAUAUCAAAAAAUUGCUUUUAAUAGAGCCUUUGUUAUGCAAGGCCUAUUUAAAAUAUUCGACACUUUUAGUAUCUCAAAACGAUUAUCUCUCUUCAUAUAAAGUCCUAAAUUACGCCAUUAACCUCAUCAAUGACUGCAAAAAGACCUACAAUUUUAAUUUGGCCAACAACGUUAACUCCAAUAACAAUAUAAAUGUUCAAAUUUCAGAAAAACUAUUUCAAGAUUUAAAAUCUCAAAGAACUUUCGUCUAUAAUUUGAUUCAGGAGAAUAACAAUAAAAUCAAUGCCACUCAAUUUAAAAGAAAACUAAUAAUUUCAGAUUAUUCUCACAAAAGAUUGAAACUAAAACCAGCUACAAGUAACAAACUUAAAAUUGAUAACAAAUCCCAUAGCAUUGUCCCGAUCAUCUCAUUUGAUCCAGUAGAAAGAUUGCCCAUUCCUAUAAUUUCAAAAAUAUUUAAUCAUUUUCAUUACAAAUUCAUAAUUAGAAAUUGUUUCCUAGUUUCGAAAAAAUGGUACAAUGUUUUAAUUCUUUUUAACCAUUUCUACUCAAAUCUCGAUUUACCUAAAAAUUUCAAUUACAAUCAACUUAAAACCUUAAAUUCCUUUUUAAACAAAAUCUACCAAAGAAUCAAAAUCAAAAAAUCAAUCAACUUUCUUAAAAUUAUCAAACUAAAUUCAAAUGACGAAAAAAAGAUUAUCUUUGCUCUAUUCAAUUUUUACAACUAUUUCCUAACCUCUCUAGAUCUAUCUUUAUUUGAGAUUGAUUUAUUCCAAUUAAUCGAUAUCUUCACAAAAGUCAAAAUCAAAAUUAGAAACAACAAUAAUCAUACCCAAGACAUUUUUCAGACCUUGAAAAAUUUAAGAUUAAAAAUUAACGUCGUGCCGUAUAUGGAAAUACACAUAUUAAGGCUAUUUCCUAAUUUGACCAACUUGGAAAUCAUACCAGUCAAUGGGAUAACUCAUGAGCAAAUAUCCUUUAGUAAUUUUAAAAAGUAUAAAUCAAGUAUAUUACAAUACCAACGAGAUAUUAAUACAACAACAGAUUGUUUGCAAGGGCUUAAAAACAUAUCAAUUCUAUCUAAUUGUAAGAUCUUUUAUGAAAAAUACUUGUUCUCUCUUUACCAGUUAUUCUUGAAUGAAAACCACUUGCCCGAUUUAGAAUCAUUGACUAUAGCUGGUGCAGAUUUUAAAGUUUCGACAAAUCUAUUAACCAAUGAUUUACAUUCAUCAAAUGUCAUAUUACAAAUAUUAGAAAAUAUUCUUAAUACCAAUCAUAAUCACGAUCGUAAUCAUAAUCAUGAUCGUGAUUAUGAUAACAAUAAUGAUGAUAAUAAUGAUAAUAAUAAUAAUGAUAAUAAUAAUAAUGAUAAUAAUAAUAAUGAUAAUAAUAACAAUAAUAAUAAUAAUAAUAAUAAUAAUAAUAAUAAUAAUAAUAAUAAUAAUAAUAAUAAUGAUAAUGAUAAUGAUAAUGAUAAUGAUAACGAAAACGAUAAUGAAAUUCAAGAAGAUAUCCAAUUUAACCCAUUUUUCAAUUUCGGCAGUUUGAAUAUUAAUACCUAUUCAAAUUAUGCCGAAAACUCUAGCGAAGUAAUUGAUUACCUAAGCUCAAACAAAUACCGAAAGAUAUUUCGAAACUUGUUUAAAUUUCCGAAUUUAAAAAGGAUGCAAUUUGAGGGAAACAAAUCAAUAAAUUUAGAAAUUUUCCUAUUUUAUCUUUUUAUUGACAAUGAAAAAAGACCCAAAAAUUUAGAAGUUUUAAUAUUUCGACAAGAACCAUUUGAUAAAUCACUUUCAUUCAGCGCAACCACCACCACCAUCACUACUACUACCACUACUACUCCUACUAUUACUAAUAAUACUCAUGCUAAUGAUAAUCUACAAACUAACGGCAUCUCAAGGCAUAAUGGCAUCUUAAGCCAAAAUGAUAUCGAGAAUAAUAGAGGAUUUAUAAAUGAGCCGCUUAAUUUGGAAAUAAUAUUGAAUUUCACCCAUUAUAAUCUCAAUGAUCUUAAGGUCUUGGAUAUAACAGGAUCCAAUAUCUCAUUUAAAAACUUACUCUUAUUGCUAAAUAAAUCAAAAAGAAAUUUAAGAAAAUUAAUCAUCGGAAAUUGUUCCAAUUUAAUAUUCAAAAGCAAUCCCUUUGGUAGAGAUAAUGAGCGAGAAUACUUUGAUUUCACCAAGUUUUUAAAAAUAAUACCUGAUCUAAGCGAACUAUAUCUAAAUAAAUCAGUUGGGUUCAGUGAUUACACAUUAAAGGUUUUCAGAUCGAGUUUGGUCGAGAUUCGAAAUGAGAAAACUAAAACAAGUGAGGAUGACAAACGCUGUGAUACAACCAAGGAAUCAAAGGUCUUUAGAAAUUUGAGAGUGUUGGACUUGUCACAUAAUUUGAUUAGUGGGUUUGGACUUCUUGAGUUCUUCAGACGCGAAAGCAACACAAAGUACAGCGAAAUCCUCUCGUUGGCAAGCUUGCACUUGAAUGGAAUUGCAAUUGAGCCAGAAACAAUGAAGCUCAUCGCAAAGAGAUAUGCUGCACAGGUUGUGUGCGAUCUCAACUGA